CUACAUGAUUCGUUGACGAAUUGUUUCACCGAAUGCAAGAGCAAGAGUCGGUGGCAACCGCGAAUCGGCCCUUCUUCUCCCCGCACCUGCACCGGUCCUCGUCCUCGGCAAACACUUGACAGGCCACGCCCACUUCUUUCACUCCUUCCGUGUUUACGCUGUCGAGGGCGUGCAGGGCACGUCGCCCUGGGACCCUUUCGAGGCUGAGACCCUCUCUCUGUGGCGUUGCAGGCGAUGUGAGCGGCGCCAGGGCGGCGGAGGAGGGUGCAGAAGCAGCAGCCAGGAGGAUGCCGUUCCGCAAGGGCUCGAAGCGCUUCCCGGUCAAGCUGACGACGCUGACCGACGAGCUGGACAGCAAGGCCACCGGCCGCGCCCUGCUCGAGCUGGCCUGCCAGUUGAUCGGCCUGCGAGAGGUCUGGUACUUCGGUCUGCAGCUGGAGAAGGCGCCCGCCGCCAGCUGGAUGCACAUGGACAAAAGGGUGCGCGACCAGGUUAAAGCCGCCGACCAGCCAGGCCUGCCCGUCAGGGUCGUCCUGCUCGCCAAGCUCUACCCUGAGAACGUGGCCGAGGAGCUGCUCCAGGAGAUCACCCAGCACCUGUUUUUUCUCCAGGUGAAGCAAGCGAUUUUAUGGAUGGACAUCUACUGUCCGCCCGAGACUUCAGUAUUACUGGCGUUGUACGCGGUGCAGGCGCAGUACGGCGACUACGAUGACCAAACCUACCAGCCAGGGAUGAUCUCAGGCACCGAUUUACUUCCUCACAGGGCGAUCAGUCAGUACCAGAUGACGCCGCAGAUGUGGGAGGAGCGGAUCAAGACGUGGCACGCCGACCACCGCAGCAUGGCGUUCGCCUGGACCGAGAUCCGCAACGUCAGCUACGAGGACAAACGCUUCACCAUCAAGCCCGUGGACAAGAGCGCCUCGAAUUUCGUCUUCCACUCCACCAAGGUCAAGAUGAACAAGCUCAAUCUCGACCUGUGCGUCGGCAACCAUGACAUGUUCAUGCGCAGACGCAAGCCGGACACCGUCGACGUCCAGCAGAUGAAGGCCCAGGCCCGAGACGAGAAGAUCCGCAGACAGAUCGAGCGGAACAAGUUGGCAAAGGAGAAGCAAUUGCGCGAGGCGGCCGAACGGGACAGGUCGACGUUGGAGGAGCGGCUGCUGCAGUAUCAGGAAGAAAUCAGGUUGGCCAAUGAGGCUCUGCACCGCUCCGAGGAGACGGCCGAGCUGCUGGCCGAGAAGUCCCGCGUCGCCGAGGAGGAGGCCAUGCUGCUCAGCCAGAAGGCCGCUGAGGCCGAGCAAGAGGUGAGUUAA
Molecule: messenger RNA, 1313 nt
Organism: Cloeon dipterum
Lineage: Eukaryota; Metazoa; Arthropoda; Insecta; Ephemeroptera; Baetidae
Product: merlin-like
Exons: 3
Coding region: 288-1313 (341 amino acids)
Biological process (GO): regulation of organelle assembly; regulation of cell shape; positive regulation of protein localization to early endosome
Cellular component (GO): apical part of cell; cytoskeleton; plasma membrane
Molecular function (GO): actin binding; integrin binding
Source: RefSeq, a predicted model, not a curated record